Hypoxylon fragiforme is the source of this 1874-nucleotide messenger RNA. RefSeq names its product mannan endo-1,6-alpha-mannosidase. Gene Ontology annotation, biological process: carbohydrate catabolic process; fungal-type cell wall biogenesis. The transcript has 4 exons. The record is from RefSeq and is a predicted model, not a curated record. Gene Ontology annotation, molecular function: mannan endo-1,6-alpha-mannosidase activity. The coding region runs from base 209 to 1576 and encodes 455 amino acids. Lineage: Eukaryota; Fungi; Ascomycota; Sordariomycetes; Xylariales; Hypoxylaceae.
UCUAGUUUCUAUCCGAUUUAUCGAUUUCGAUUUUUUAUUUUUUAUUCAAUUUAUAUAUUAUUAUUUUUUUUGCUGUGUUGUGUUGUCCUGUGUUGUGUCUUUUCCUGGUGAUCAGCCCAUAUCCGUUCCGUUCGCUCGCUCGCUCGCUUCGCUGCCUCGUUCGUUCGUUUCCCAAUCACCCUCCCCGGACCGAUACGGUUCUUGAGCCAUGGUGAGGAUAUCUACGUCGCUGCUGGCGGCAUUUGGUCUAGCGUUCAAUACCGCAUAUGCUAUUGAAGCAGACCUCGAUGAUCCAGCAUCCAUCAAGAAGGCCGCUGCCGCUGUUGUCGAAGAUCUUCUCAGUUUUUAUCAUGGCGAUGAGCCGGGCCAGGUCCCCGGUAUCUUGCCUGGUCCUCCCCCGGAUGGCGAUUACUAUUGGUGGCAAGGAGGUGCCAUGUUCGGCACGUUAUUAGAUUAUCGACAUGCUACUGGCGACACUUCCUAUGACGAUAUCAUAACCACAGCCAUAUUGCAUCAAGCCGGCCCCAACGAAGACUUUAUGCCCCCUAACUGGACCGCAUCCAUGGGUAACGACGAUCAGGCUUUCUGGGGAUUCUCAGCCAUGUUAGCUACGGAGAUUGGAUAUACGGAUCCGGCAGAUGACCAACCUCAAUGGCUAUCAUUAGCGCAAGCCGUGUUCCACGAACAAACGCACGAUGAUCGAAGAGUCCCAAGUGGACGUUGCGAAUGGGGUCUCAGAUGGCAGGUCUUUCCGUCUAACAACGGAUACAACUACAUCAACACUGUUGCGAACGCCUGCUACUUCAAUAUCGGAGCCCGACUGGCCCGCUAUACGAAGAACCAAACUUACGCCGAUCUCGCGGCGAAAACUUUUGAUCUAGUCCAAGGCCUAGGUUACAUCUCGGAUGACUGGGAUGUCUACGACGGAGCACAUUUGCCUGAUUGCUCCGAUAUCAACAAAGCCCAGUUCUCAUAUAACUCUGCCAUGUUGUUGCAAGGCGCAGCAUUCAUGUAUAAUUACACUGAAGGUGACACGGUUUGGAAGACGCGUGUCGAUGGCCUCAUCGACCGCAUGCUGGAGAUUUUCUUCCCGAACGGUGUUGCAUUCGAACCCUCUUGCGAAACUGGUGGAUGUAACACCGAUAUGGAGUCGUUCAAGGGAUAUCUACAUCGAUGGAUGGGCACUACGAUGCAGCUGGCACCCUACACGCAAGCAAAGGUUCUACCUAUUCUCAAGACAUCGGCACAGGCGGCCCUCAAGCAAUGCACGGGCGGUACCAACGGCCGCUUCUGUGGUUUCCACUGGACGUCGGGUGUCUUCGAUGGCGAGGUGGGCGCCGGUCAGCAAAUGAAUGUGCUGGGCGCGCUCAUCAGCCUCUUGGCCCCGGCUAGUGCGGCCCCCUUAACCACCGAAACUGGCGGCACGUCGAAGGGCGAUGCGAACGCCGGCUCCGACGAACCCCUCGUAGCUCCGAUUACUCCCAUCACCACCGGUGAUAAGGCCGGCGCGGGUAUCCUAACGGCUGUGAUUAUUGCCGGAGGCUUGUCCGCAUUCGCGUGGAUGAGUCUUGAUUGAAAGGAUUCUUAGGAUGUGUGUAUAUUGUUGUGUGUAUCUUUUCAGGACAAUGAUUUUUUGUCGUAUCAAGGAAAUGAAAAUACCCGGAUUUUUUGUUGCAGUUGUUGUUGGUUCUUGCGGUUAUAACAGUUGUGGUUGUUGCGCUUGUGGUGGUUCUUGUUUGUACUUUAUACGAAGUCGAAAGUAAAAGUCCAACCCAAGAUGAAGAAGUAAAGUUGAGUUGAGUAGAAGAGAAGAGAGUAGAGUAAAGAAAGUAAGGUAGAGUUGAGUAAAGUAAAGUAAAGUUGGAGAGUAAGGU